AUGUUCAGAAGAAACUACACCCAAGUGACUGAAUUCAUUCUUCUGGGAUUGACCAGCCGUCAAGAUCUGCACACUUUACUCUUUGUACUGUUCCUCAUAAUCUACAUGAUCACUGUGGUAGGAAAUGUUGGCAUGAUUGUUUUAAUCAAGAUUGAUUCUCGACUUCACACCCCCAUGUACUUUUUCCUCUCUAGUUUAUCAUUUCUGGAUCUAUGUUUCUCCACAAAUGUUACACCAAAGAUGCUUGAAAACUUCAUAUCGGAGAAGAAGACCAUUUCUUAUUCUGGUUGUUUGGUCCAGUGCUACUUUGUCAUUGCUGUGGUGCUCACUGAACACUGCAUGCUGGCUGUCAUGGCCUAUGAUCGCUACAUGGCCAUCUGCAACCCAUUGCUGUACAGCAGUAAAAUGUCAAAUGCUGUCUGCAUUAGGCUGGUCAUCAUUCCCUAUGUCUACGGAUUUCUUCUCAGUGUGAUGGAGACCUUGAGGACCUAUAAUUUAUCCUUCUGUGGGGAUAAUGAGAUUAACCAUUUCUACUGCGCUGACCCCCCUCUCAUCAAACUAGCAUGUUCUGAUACAUAUAGCAAAGAACUGUCUAUGUAUAUAGUAGGUGGCUACAGCAAUGUCCAGUCCCUUUCCAUUAUUGUUACAUCAUACAUGUUCAUUCUUGUGGCCAUCCUCCGUAGCCGCUCUGCUGAGGGAAGACGCAAGGCUUUCUCCACAUGUGGGUCCCAUCUCACAGUAGUCACCAUAUUCUAUGGGACUCUGUUAUGUAUGUAUUUAAGACGUCCCACUGAAGAGUCUGUAGAGCAGGGCAAAAUGGUAGCUGUAUUUUAUACAACAGUGAUUCCCAUGUUGAACCCCAUGAUCUAUGGUCUCAGGAACAAAGAUGUGAAGGAGGCACUGAACAAAGCAAUUGGAAGGAAAGUUUUGACUAAAUAA
Messenger RNA from Monodelphis domestica (gray short-tailed opossum), 939 nucleotides. RefSeq names its product olfactory receptor 5M5-like. The record is from RefSeq and is a predicted model, not a curated record. Gene Ontology annotation, cellular component: membrane. NCBI's taxonomy places the organism in Eukaryota, Metazoa, Chordata, Mammalia, Didelphimorphia, Didelphidae. Gene Ontology annotation, molecular function: olfactory receptor activity; G protein-coupled receptor activity. Gene Ontology annotation, biological process: G protein-coupled receptor signaling pathway.